Messenger RNA from Schizosaccharomyces cryophilus OY26, 1350 nucleotides. RefSeq names its product 3-hydroxyisobutyryl-CoA hydrolase. Gene Ontology annotation, molecular function: 3-hydroxyisobutyryl-CoA hydrolase activity. The record is from RefSeq and is a predicted model, not a curated record. Gene Ontology annotation, cellular component: mitochondrion. Bases 64 to 1350 code for a protein of 428 amino acids. The transcript has a single exon. NCBI's taxonomy places the organism in Eukaryota, Fungi, Ascomycota, Schizosaccharomycetes, Schizosaccharomycetales, Schizosaccharomycetaceae. Gene Ontology annotation, biological process: L-valine catabolic process.
CAACAACACCAAACAACACCCAAAACAAGCCUAGAAAUUGGGACUGACAUAUCCAUCACUUCAAUGAAUGGAAGAAACCUUACGGUAAAGGGUAGUAGUAUUUUGCAUUUUUGUAAGCGAAAUUAUCUGCCGUUGGAUUCAUUAAGCAACCGUUUCAGUAUGUCUCGAGCGAGGAUUUUAAACCAAAAAUUCAAAAGUACAUUGGCCUCAAACUCGUCUUCUGGAUCUAUUCUCAUGGAAAAAAAAUUAGGAGCCAGAGUUUUGACACUAAACCGACCAGAAAAGCUGAAUGCACUCAAUCUAGAAAUGAUUGAUUCGCUUCAUUCCAAGCUUGUAAAGUUAGAACAAUCAGAAUUAGCAAAAGUAAUUGUACUACAGGGAAAAGGUCGGGCGUUCAGCUCUGGUGGUGAUGUGAAAGAUGCAGCUGGUCGUAUAAAGCAAGGGGAAUUAUCCAACGUCCGGAAAGCAUUUACAGAAGAAUACCGGUUAUGCCAUACAAUUGCUACAUAUAAGAAACCGGUAGUGGCAUUUAUGAAUGGAAUCACAAUGGGUGGGGGUGCUGGCUUAACCAUGCAUGCUCCUUUUCGAAUUGCUUGUGAAGACACCAAGUUUGCUAUGCCUGAAACAACCAUAGGCUACUUUACGGACGUGGGUUCUAGCUUUUUCUUUAACCGUAUGCCGUCUCAUGUAGGAAAGUUUCUUGCUUUAACAUCCAACGUCGUCAGUGGAGAAGAUUGUGUACCAUUGGGAAUUGCAACACAUUAUGUACCAAAGCACAUGUUUGAGGAACUCGAGAACAGACUUGCCGAUUUGAACACUUCUGAUCUUCAUAUGAUUAAUGACACUAUUUCUGAAUUCUGCGGUGAGUGUCCUCAACCUUCCUCUUUGUUGAACGUUGAGAACCUCCGACUUAUUGAUAGUUGCUUUGGCAUGAGAGACCCCGUCAGAAUUAUCCGUGCACUUGAGGAACAGGUUCAGUCCAAUAGUGAUGUCCCUGAUUUCGCCAAGCAAACACUCGAAACUUUACUCAAAAAGUCGCCUCUCUCUUUGGCAGUAACGAAUAGCCUCAUUGAGAGAGCCGGAAUGUGGACAAUUUCUGAAGCUUUAAUGUAUGACCAAAUUGUUUCUUAUCACAUGCUCAAUCAACCUGACUUCAUAAUUGGCGUGGAUGCUCAGCUCAUAAGCAAGACUAGAAAUCCUAAAUGGUCCUAUUCCUGGGAUCAUCAAUUUGGAGAUUUGGAGCAGGUUUAUAAAGUUCCUGAAGAAUACAAAAAUGGAAUUCAGUAUCAUUCGAAGGAUAGAUCCCAUUCGCGUUUAUGGGACUAUAACGCCUACCCAUAUAGAGCAUAA